UAUCGGCGAUGAUCUUAUUCAUGAUGCUAUCGGUCCGUUAUUUCUGGCUUUCGAAGGAUGAAUACAGAAGAGUCUUGAGCAGACAGAUUGCUGUGACCCGAGUGAAUUGCACUGAUUGUCAAGAAAAUUCCCUAUGAAGUGCAUUCUGUUACCAACUUGCGUCAUUAACACUUCACCGAUUGCAAUUUGAAAAUGGCUAAUCGAACGGUGAAAGAUGCAAAAUCCAUCAGAGGUACAAAUCCGCAAUACUUGAUAGAGAAAAUAAUUAGAUCCCGAGUGUACGAUUCAAAAUAUUGGAAGGAAGAAUGUUUCGCUUUAACUGCGGAACUCUUGGUGGACAAAGCCAUGGAAUUGAGGUUUAUAGGUGGUGUAUACGGUGGAAAUGUAAAACCAACGCCAUUCCUCUGUCUGAUAUUAAAGAUGCUCCAGAUACAACCUGAGAAGGAUAUUAUAGUGGAGUUUAUAAAAAACGAGGAAUUCAAGUAUGUUCGUGCAUUGGGGGCAUUGUAUAUGAGACUGACCGGAUCUUCCUUAGAUUGUUACAAAUACUUGGAACCAUUGUUCAAUGACAACAGAAAGCUCAGGAGGCAAAACAAGCAAGGUAAAUUUGAAUUGGUCCACAUGGAUGAAUUUAUAGACGAUCUCCUUAGAGAAGAAAGAUGUUGCGACAUCAUUUUACCAAGGAUACAGAAGAGACACGUUCUGGAAGAGAAUAAUGAACUAGAAGCAAAAGUGUCUGCAUUGGAGGACGAUAUGGAUGAAGGAAUAGAAUCUUCCGAGGAUGAAGAUAUACCUCCGGUCAAGGAGGAUAUUCGCAAAAGAACGGACGAUCAUGACAGAGACAGAGAUCGUCACAGAGACCGAGACAAAAGGCAUUCGCGUUCCGAUAAAAAGUCUGACAGGGAAAAGCAAAGAUCAAGGAGCAGAGACAGGGACAGAGACAGACGAGAACGUAAACGUAGUAAAUCUCCCAAAAGCCACUCUUCUUCUCAUAAAGACAAAGACAGAGAUAAAGAUCGGCAUCGGCGAGAUGACAGAGAUAGAGAGAGAGACCGGGAUCGAGAUCGAAGACGAGAACGUGAUAGAACUAGACACUAAACAAAAAUAUCGAGAUACAACAGAUAUUGUACAGAAUAUAAUAAUUUACUUUUAUAACUAUCAGGUGAAUAAAAAACAAAGCAAUGCACUU
This is a messenger RNA of Frieseomelitta varia, 1189 nucleotides long. It is a transcript of the gene Prp38, whose product is annotated as pre-mRNA-splicing factor 38-like. Gene Ontology annotation, cellular component: precatalytic spliceosome. Bases 193 to 1098 code for a protein of 301 amino acids. The transcript is spliced from 4 exons. The record is from RefSeq and is a predicted model, not a curated record. Lineage: Eukaryota; Metazoa; Arthropoda; Insecta; Hymenoptera; Apidae.